Messenger RNA from Suhomyces tanzawaensis NRRL Y-17324, 2391 nucleotides. RefSeq names its product glutamine--tRNA ligase (gene GLN4). The record is from RefSeq and is a predicted model, not a curated record. Gene Ontology annotation, cellular component: cytosol; cytoplasm. NCBI's taxonomy places the organism in Eukaryota, Fungi, Ascomycota, Pichiomycetes, Serinales, Debaryomycetaceae. Bases 1 to 2391 code for a protein of 796 amino acids. Gene Ontology annotation, molecular function: ATP binding; glutamine-tRNA ligase activity. Gene Ontology annotation, biological process: glutaminyl-tRNA aminoacylation; translation. The transcript has a single exon.
AUGUCUGUAUCGGAAGCAGAAUUAGUCGCUUUGUUCGACAAGGUCGGAUUGGCCGAGAAAAAGACUAAGGAAAUCGUCAAGAACAAGAAGGUAUCCCAAUCGUUGUACGAGAUCUUGUCCAAUGAAUCACCCAAGGACCAACUGUUUGACGAAAAGAAGUUGGCACUCUUGCACCAGCUUGCCGUCGAGAGCAAAGGUGCUGAGAUUCCACAACGUGAGCUCGUCACUGCUGCCAUCUUGGACGGCAGAUUGAAGACCAACUUGCAAAUCACCGAAGGUGUCAAGUACGUCAAGGAGAACGAAGCAAACUCCACCAACGCUGGAUUGAACGAAGCAGCAGGAGUUGGCAUCGAAUUGUCUGAAGCAGAUGUCAAGGCCGAAAUCUCCAAGUGGAUGGCUGACAACAAGGAGGAAGUCGAGUCCAAGAGGUAUUCGAUGGUUCCUCGUGUGUUGGGUGAGGCCAAGAAAUUGCCUUCUUUGAAAUGGGCUGCCCCAUCCUUGUUCAAGCCUAUCAUUGAUGGUUUAUUUUUGGAGACCUUGGGCCCAAAGGAUGAACGUGACGUCGUCAAGAAGGAAAAGAAGAAGAAGGAACCUGCAGCCGACAAGAAGACUAAGGCUGCCCCAGAACCGGAAAGAUCCAUGUUCUCGGAGGGUUUCCUUGGUGAAUUACACAAGGCAGGUGACCAGCCACAAAUGUACCCCGAAUUAAUCAAGGGCCAUUUGGAGUUCACUAAAGGAAAGGUUUUCACUCGUUUCCCUCCGGAACCAAACGGAUUCUUGCAUAUUGGACAUUCCAAGGCCAUCAUGGUCAACUUUGGUUACGCCAAGUACCACGGUGGUAACUGUUACUUGAGAUUUGACGACACCAAUCCUGAAGCCGAAGAAGAAGUUUACUUCAACUCCAUCAAGGACAUGGUGGAUUGGUUGGGUUUCGAACCCUGGAAGAUCACCUACUCUUCUGACUACUUUGAUGAAUUGUACGAGUUGGCAGAAAAGUUGAUUGAAGUCGGCAAGGCCUAUGUUUGUCACUGUACUCCGGAGCAAGUCAAGAUCAACCGUGGGUUGAAGGCUGACGGUACCUUGGGUGGUGAAAGAAAGGGAUGUGACGAACGUGAAGCUUCCGUUGAAGAAAACUUGAAGAAGUUCCGUAUGAUGAAGAACGGCGAAUACGCAGUUGGAGAAGCUACUUUAAGAAUGAAGCAAGACUUGACUUCGCCAUCCCCUCAAAUGUGGGACUUGGUGGCCUACCGUGUGUUAAACGCUCCUCAUCACAGAUCUGGCGAUAAAUGGAAGAUUUACCCAACCUACGAUUUUACCCACUGUUUGGUCGAUUCUUUCGAAAACAUCAGUCACUCGUUGUGUACCACCGAGUUCAGAUUGUCCCGUGAAUCCUACGAAUGGUUGUGUGACGUAUUGCAUGUGUACAGACCAGCCCAACGUGAAUACGGAAGAUUAAACAUUACCGGUACCGUCCUUUCCAAGAGAAAGAUUGCCAAGUUGGUCAACGAAAAAUACGUUCGUGGAUGGAACGAUCCUCGUUUGUACACUUUGGAGGCCAUCAGACGUCGUGGUGUUCCACCAGGAGCCAUCUUGUCGUUCAUUAACACCUUGGGUGUCACCACUUCUACCACCAACAUUCAAGUGGUCAGAUUUGACAGUGCAGUCAGGGCUUUCUUGGACCAAACCACACCAAGAUUGAUGAUGGUUUUGGACCCUCUCGAAAUCGUGGUCGACAAUGUUGCCGACGACUUCGAAGAAUCAAUCGAGAUUCCAUACAAGCCAGGUAAAGGAGGUGAAGUCUUCGGUUCCCGUACUAUCAAGUUUGGCAAAUACAUAUAUAUUGACCGCAGUGAUUUCCGUGAAGAGUCCUCCAAGGAAUACUUCAGAUUGGCUCCAGGCCAACCUGUUGGUUUGAUGAAGGUCCCAUACAACGUCAGUUUCAAGUCGCUCGAGAAGGAUGCCAACGGCAACAUCGUUAGAGUGCAUGUCAACUAUGAUAACACCGAGGCUAAGAAGCCUAAGACCUUCAUCCAAUGGGUGCCUAAGGUCGAUGCCAUCAAGGUCAAGCAAGUCAGAAUCUACAACCAGUUGUUCCACAGCGAAAACCCUGCUGCCCACCCCGAUGGAUACUUGAAGGACGUGAAUCCAAACUCCGAGGAAAUCAUCGAGGGUGCGUUGAUCGAGCGUCCUUUCGAGGAAAUCAAGGCCAAGUCUCCAUUGAACAUCGAAAUUCCUGGCAGCGAGUUCAACAUCAAGGAGCGCAAGGGUCUUGAGACAGUGAGAUUCCAGGCGUUGAGAGUUGGUUACUUCUGUGUCGACGCUGACUCUACGGAGGACGAGUUGGUUUUGAACAGAAUCGUCACUUUAAAGGAAGACUCUGCCAAAGAUUAG